GUUACAUAUGUCUAACACGGCUGUGGUGUUUCCAUGUUUUGCUUGUUCUUUUCCAAUGUGCCUGCGGUGUUUGCUGAGGGAUGUGCCUGACGACGACAGGACACAGCCGAUUAAGAUGACCCGUCUGUCAGUUUGUUUCAUAUCAGUCCAUCUGUCCGUCUGUCUGCCUGCCUUUUGUUGCGGAGUGAACAGGAGAGCGGCUGUUGUUCGCCGCAGCUGCUGGCCUCUCACGGACUGUUCUGGAAACUGUGUUCUGGGUUUGGAGGGGCGGGGAGGGUCAGGUGAAAUGGGGGCAGAGAUAUCCACACAAUUUCUUUUGACACCGACACCCAGGCUUCGUCUGAGCUGAGAGCCAGACGGGCCGGCCUGCAGACUCAUUAACAUUCUUCAGCUCCAGAUCAGCCGGGCACUCAGGAGGAGUGACGGCUCAGGUGGAUCAGCACCUCUUUACCCAGAUUUGACCCUUUUUUUGUCACUGCUCAUGAUUAAUGAGCAUUUUAUAAUAUCUUUUUUUAAAAACAAUUAAUCUCAUAAUAGUAUGAGAGUUUGCGGGACGCUUAUGUUCCUUCAGGUAAGAAAGGAUAUAUUUUUUAAUGAAAAAAGAAAGAAAAAAACAGACAUAAAUGAUUCACAUUCUCAGAGAGUCACUGCUCUGUUCCUCUGGCCAAAAUAUGUGUUGUGUUGGCAACGGAAAAGUUGGUUUGGAGAUAAGGUCUCUAUUUAUCUGGAGAUGAGACCUCAUAGCGCCUGCUGCAUUCUUUUUAUUAUCUCAAUCUGUGCACGUGAACACAAUUUCAUUGUCUUCUUUGUUAGAAGACUAUUUUUAACAAAGCCUUAACAUACUGUACUGAUUUUUUAAAUUGUCUCAAAUGUUUAACUCUUAGUUUCCUAGAAGCCAGACUUUAUAUUUGUAAUUAUUUAAAAGGUCUUGAUCGGUAGUUUUUAGGCUUUCUGAGGGUCUUUCAAAGUUUUACUUUGGACUUYAGCUGCUUUAUCAUUCAUUUGCUGUCCAGUCUUUGUACCUGACCAUGACAACACAAAAAAUAGAAAAAUGGAAUAUAAAACAAGAGUCAGGCAUGAACACUUCAUUUCAAAAAAAUCCAGCAAAGAACCGGAGAGAUUCGUCCUGCUUCAGUUAAUCAUUGAUUGAAUGCCAAGGUUUUCAGCUCAUAGUUAUUUAGAAAUCACCUUCUUGAUGCUGAAAUGAUAUUUUAUGAGUCACAGUGGAUAAUCUUUGCUGCUUUUCAUAGAUUUGACAAAAUAAAAUGUGGACAAAAUGUGCUUUUAUGGGACGAAGUGCCUGAAGGUGUUGACUCAACACUAGUUCAUUCAUUGUUUUAGGAGUUUUUAAAUGGACAAAUUAUACAGAAAUAUAUUUGGCCGGAUUAAAGAUGUGUAUCUUUGAAAUAGUUAUCAGAUGUUUGUACCUUUCUGUUAGCCAUUAGCCUUGAUGAAGACUUUUACCAUUUAUUCCAUACUUGGUGCUCGACUCGCAGCCCCAAAAAAAUGAAAUAUAAAAUAAGUCUUUGAAAGACUUUUUAGAAAGUCUGAAAAGGUUUGAGUCUUGAGAACAAAUAUAAAGAAAUGAGGUCUGGCUUAAGACUUUUGCACAAUACUGUACAUAAAAAAUAAUACACAGAAGUGUAUUGAACAUUUUUCAUAAUAAAAGCCCUGUGACACAGGGACAUAUUUUAGUGCCAGCUCUGGAUGUGUCCUCWGGUCACAGAACAGUUGGCCGGAGGACACGGCACCUGAAGCGCUGAUGAAGCAGGAAGACAUUCAGGGAUCCGGAGCCUGCAGGUGCAUUUAUAUGCAGGUGCUGUGCUGGCUGCGGACGUGCCGGGGCCUGUCAGAGAAAGUCCGAGUGCUGCCACUGUUUCCUUUUAAGCUUUUUAACUCCUCUGACCUGUUCGGGCUCUGAAAACAGGCACUGAGGCACAGGCUGACGUCACGCUGCCUUAUUUUCUCGGGAGAGCAAAAACAGGCAUAUUUGAAGGAGGGACAAAAAAAACACCUUAUUAAACAGGAGUUUAGUGGCUUAGUARGAACUUAGUUGCACUGUAAGUGGGGGCGAAGGCUGAAGUGAAGGUUGGAGUGACGGAGCAGGAGAGGUUUUCCUGCUCCAGAAUAAGACUCUAAUAACAUAUUUGACAGUUAUAGCUCACAAACAUUUCACGAGUCACUGUCUAAAGAAUAUUGCCUUACUUGUCAGGCAGUGAUUAACAGAAGAACGGUGUCUUCUGCUGGAAGGCAUACCCGUCUGUCAGUCCCUCGGCGCUCAGCUCAUCAUAUCUUUACUUUGAAAGGCUCCCCUGAUGAUUGCUCAACCUAUCAACUCAGAGGUGUUGCCCUGAUUGCUGUUUGUCCAGCACAGCUUAUCACUAUAAGGCAAGAAUGUCCACCACAGCUGAAAAUGGGACAGGAGGGCCUSUGCACACAAACAGAGAGAAAACGUACAAGAAGACCACAUCAUCGGCCUUAAAGGGAGCCAUUCAGCUUGGGAUUGGCUACACAGUGGGCAACCUCACCUCAAAGCCGGACAGAGAUGUGCUUAUGCAAGACUUCUAUGUGGUGGAGAGCGUCUUUCUGCCCAGUGAAGGAAGCAACUUGACCCCGGCUCAUCACUACCCCGAYUUCCGUUUCAAGACGUACGCCCCGCUGGCCUUCCGCUACUUCAGAGACCUGUUUGGCAUCAAACCCGACGACUACCUGUACUCCCUCGUAAACGAGCCCCUGAUCGAGCUGACCAACCCGGGCGCCAGCGGCUCGCUCUUCUACCUGACCAGCGACGACGAGUUCAUCAUUAAAACUGUGCAGCACAAAGAGGCCAAGUUCCUGCAGAGGCUGCUGCCUGGAUACUACAUGAACCUGAACCAGAAUCCACGCACGCUCCUGCCAAAGUUUUACGGCCUGUACUGCAUCCAGUCGGGCGGCAUCAACAUCCGCCUGGUGGUGAUGAACAACGUGCUGCCGCGCUCCCUCAAAAUGCACUACAAAUACGACCUGAAGGGCUCCACCUACAAGAGGCGAGCAUCCAGGAAAGAGCGGGAGAAAGCCUGUCCGACGUACAAAGACCUGGACUUCCAGGACAUGCACGAGGAGGGGCUUUACUUUGACACCGAGAUGUACAACAACCUGAUGAAGACCCUGCARAGAGACUGUCGGGUGCUGGAAAGUUUUAAGAUCAUGGACUACAGUCUGCUGCUGGGUGUGCACGUCCUGGACCAGAGCCACAGGGAGGGGGCCGAGUCGGGCCAGGCUGGGGGUGACUGCCGGAGACCCAUAGGUCAGAGGGUGCUUUACUCCACCGCCAUGGAGUCCAUCCAAGGAGACGGCAAGGCCGCCGAAGCUGUCACCACUGACGACAC
Molecule: messenger RNA, 3368 nt
Organism: Austrofundulus limnaeus
Lineage: Eukaryota; Metazoa; Chordata; Actinopteri; Cyprinodontiformes; Rivulidae
Product: phosphatidylinositol 4-phosphate 5-kinase type-1 beta
Biological process (GO): phosphatidylinositol phosphate biosynthetic process
Cellular component (GO): plasma membrane
Molecular function (GO): 1-phosphatidylinositol-4-phosphate 5-kinase activity
Source: RefSeq, a predicted model, not a curated record